AUGGCUUUUAAAUACCAUGACGAUGCAGCCGAACAAAUAUACGACAAAAAUUGCAAGACAAUAUUAGAAAAUGGUUCCAAAUGUGAACAACAACAUUGUUGCCAUGUCAAAGAUAUCUGUGAAGCGGGCAGUGAUCCAGAUCGUUUCAAGGACCGAAUUUGUCCCGACUGUCGUAUGACAAUAUUUUGGUAUUUGCGGAAUAAAACAGAAGAUAUGCGAUUGGAAAAAGUCGAUAAAGUAAAAACGGAAGGUAAAGAUUAUUUUAUUGCAACGGGUUAUCAUUGUCCAGAGGGUUGGCAAUACGAACAUGUGAACUCACGAUCAAUAUUUAACGACCCCGAAGAACCCCUGACCGAAGAAAUUAUUGCUUCUGUCGGUGCACGAUGGUUAGAAAAACAGAAAGGGGUAAAAAAAGAAAAAACUCAAACAAAACUUACGGAUUUUUUUAAUUAG
Molecule: messenger RNA, 453 nt
Organism: Paramuricea clavata
Lineage: Eukaryota; Metazoa; Cnidaria; Anthozoa; Malacalcyonacea; Plexauridae
Source: the annotation of a GenBank genome assembly